This is a messenger RNA of Haemorhous mexicanus (house finch), 2757 nucleotides long. It is a transcript of the gene CCDC69, whose product is annotated as coiled-coil domain containing 69. Gene Ontology annotation, molecular function: microtubule binding. The coding region runs from base 219 to 1130 and encodes 303 amino acids. The transcript is spliced from 9 exons. The record is from RefSeq and is a predicted model, not a curated record. Lineage: Eukaryota; Metazoa; Chordata; Aves; Passeriformes; Fringillidae. Gene Ontology annotation, cellular component: nucleus; cytoplasm.
GGGGCCCUGCCCGCGGCUCGGGGGUGCAGAGCACCCUCUCCCGGCGCUGCCUGUCAGCAGCUGCCGGACGGUUUUAUUACUUUUUUUUUAUUAUUAUUACUUUUUUCUGCCUGCCAGCUGGGGCGGCUCAUCCCGUCCCGUCCCGUCCCUGACCGGUGCCGCUCGCCGGGGGAUGCCGCGCCCCGCGCCCCGCGGCUGAGCGGUCCCGCUGGGGCUCCAUGGGCUGCAUCGGCAGCGCCCUGCGCUGCUGCCCCGUCGGUGCCGAGAGACAGCUAAAAGCCCAGCAGCAGAGGGGAUCAGCUUCCCAGGAGCUCCCACCCUUGAAGACACAGAAUGCCAAUGCCUGCCUGCUUCCCAAGCACGGGGAGAAGGCAGCACGGCCAGAGGAGUGGGUGGACAGUGCAAGAUUCCUCCAAGGCCAGGAGGAGGAGGAGGAGCAGGAUGCUGGCCAGGCAGGCACUGCCAGCAUCUCCCAGGACAUCGAGAUCCAGGUGGAAAAGAGAAAAGAGCUGGAGCUGAAGGAACAGCUUGAUGCCCUUAGGAGAGAGCACACAGAAACCCUGCAAGAGCUCCAGGGAGCACAUGAGCAGGAGAAGCUGCUGCUGACAGAGUCCCACCACAGGUCUGAGGCAGCCUUACAGGAGAAAAUUCAGGCACUGAAUUCCCAGCUGAAAUCCUUCCAGGACAGGAUGAAGCGGGUGGAGGAGUCACUCUUGAGAACAGACUACAAGAAGCACAUCCAGGAGCACGGGAGCCCCAGCCCCUUCUGGGAGCAGGAGCUGGAGAGCCUGCACUUCGUCAUCGAGAUGAAGAACGAGCACAUCCACGGCCUGGACAAGAAGCUGCUGCACCUGGAGACUGUGGAGGAGAGGAACCUUCUGCUGGAGGAGAAAGUGAAAACUCUCCAGCAGGAGAAUGAGGACUUGCAAGUUCGCACCCAGAACCACUUGGUCAUGGCGAGGCAGCUCUCCGAGGAGCUCCAGGCGGCCCGCGGGGCGCUGGAGAAGGAGGCGCAGCUGCUGGAUCAGGCUCGCCGGGAGAAGGAGGAGCUGCUGUACCGAGUGCUCAACGCCGGGGACGGCGCCCCCCUCCCCAUGGCUCCCGGAGAGGUGCCCCUCAUCGCCACGUAGCACCGACGGCACCGGGGACUGCCGGGGCUGCCCUGCGAGCCCAGGACUGCUCUCACCAGUGCCCCCCAGUCGGGGCAGGGCUCCCGGCUGGCCGAGCCCUCGGGGCGCCUCAUGGACCACAGUGAUGGAGCAUUUCACGGGAUAUCUAUUCCUGCAUUUUCCCAGCCCGUGUGGGGCUGCAGAGGGACCCUGGCCUCCCACCCACACAUUUCCUGCACCCCUUCCUCUGGUGAGGGGAUGUCUUGGGGUGAACGGGGUCAGCCAGGACACAGGUCAGCUUUGGGCCAGAUCUGACCCAGCACUUGGCUCUGAGUAUAAACAGCACCGGUGCUGCCCCAGGGCAUGAGGACGAUGAGGAGGCCACUAGGAAAAGCAUCUGGAGGAUGAGGAGGGCACCGGGGACAUGGUGUUAACCUCACCAGGCAGGGUUCCCAUCCAUGCCCUCCUAUUCCCAUCACCUCCUCCACCUUCAGCAAAUGUCUCCCAGGUACUGCUCCUGCAGCUCAGGCAUGUCCCAGCUCACUGCCACAAAGAUCCCAAGCCCUACUUGUCCCUGCUGCACAUCAGCAGCCCCACCAGUCCCAUCUUCUGCCCCAAAAGCUGAACAGAGGUUGGACCUGCUUUGGCAGGUCACAUCCCUCUGCUUGAGGCAGGGGAUCCCCAGCAGGGAAGAUGCUGCCAGCAUGGCUGUGGCUCAGGGCUGGAUGCACACAAGCACUUUCCCUUGGGUGCACGAGUGUGGUGGGAGUCACUGCUCUGGGGCUGUCACAGGCCUGUCCCCACCCCAGGGCUGUUUAGCCAGAGCUGUAUGUGUGUUUGGGUGGGUGUGGGUGUGUGGGUGUGUUUGGGUGUGUAUGGGUGUGUGUGGUGUGUGUGUGCACCAGCCAAUGUGCUGCUGGCUGUAAGGAUUACAGAUCUGUAAGAAGCAGCAGCCUCAGGAAUCCCCCACGUCAGUGGUUUGGGGGACUGGUGCAGGAGGGUCCCAGAGUGGGGGCUGUGUGCUCCACACCCCAUACAGUGGGAAGAAGGGGAAGGGUGGGAGCUGGCACCACAAAGACUCAACAAGGAAGGUCCAGAUGAGGCCCUUUAGGCUGAUCCCCAUUUUCCUGCUCCUUUUCCUUCAUUUCAAUGGGCUCCCAGCUCAGGGCAGACCCGGACCCUCCCAGCAUCAGGGCCAUUGCAUCAGCCAUUUCCGUCCUUUGUGCUGACCCUAAUCAGAAAUACAGCAGCUGAACGGGCAGCCAGGAAGGCAACGUGGAUGUGGGGCCCAGCUCUGACCCACAAACCUCCAUGGGGUGGCCAGAGGGGGAAAUGGGGGAGCCUGUUGUGUCAGAACCAUGUCCCACCAGGGCACCCUCUGCUCCACACAUCAUCUGUGCCUCCCCCAGGUGCUGUAGCACCAAAGCAGGGGAGAGCCCAGCAAAUCCUGCCUAGUUAUGGCUGAAGGGAUCAGGAUUUCUGGACAAAGGGAUAUCAGGCUGGUGGGCUCUGGGAUCCUGCUCUGGACACCUGGUACCAUGUCCCAGAGCCCCAAAGGCAGAUCCUGCGUGGGACUUGGAAGAAUGUGCCCUACUCUGGGAAAGGGGACACUGGGAACUGAGGAGGAGGAAUAAAUGAGUGCAGAAAA